AUGCAUCCAUUGCCAUUUCAAAUGGCCUUGGCUUCCUUCAAUUUGCUCACCAACUCAUCCACAGAGUCAACCUUGACCCCCGCAGAACGUGCAGGAGGCUCCUCCACCUUGAGUGUUUCUAAACGGUUGACCACCUCAAUACCCAAGUCACUGGCUUUCAACUUCUCCAACGGCUUCUUCUUGGCUUUCAUGAUGUUGGGCAACGACGCGUAUCUGGGCUCAUUGAGUCUCAAGUCUGUGGUGAUGAUCAUAGGCAAGUCUGCUUGCAAUGUGUCAGCUCCGCCAUCGACUUCUCUGGUGACGCUAAUCUUGUCGCCCUUAAUCUCCACUUUAGACGCAUUCGUCGCUUGGGGCCAGUUCAACAAGCCGGCCAAGAUUUGUCCAGUUUGGUUGGCAUCGUCGUCAAUCGACUGCUUACCCAAAAUCACCAAGUUGGAACCCUCUCUCUCCACAACUUUUUGCAACAUCUUGGCCACAGUCAAAGGCUCAACUUCUGCAUCACCCACGUCAACCAAAGUCGUAGUGUCAGCACCCUUAGCAAGAGCAGUCCUCAAAAUAUCUUGCGACUUUGUUGGCCCAAUGGAAACAGCAUGGAUUUUCUCAACCAAUCCCUUGUUCGCUUCCCUGAUCUUCAAUGACUCUUCCAAAGCGAUGUCACAAAAUGGGUUGAUACUGAACUUCACACCCUUUGUCUCAACACCGGUACCUGCCUUGUUGAUUCUAGGCUUGAUAGCAAAAUCAAUGACUCUCUUGACCGGCACUAAAAUCUUCAAUUUGGAUGACAUGACUGGGGUGAUUAUGUUUCGUCAAUUUUCCUCCACACAUUUUUUCCACCCGAGACCGGGAUCGCGUAUGCAGGCCCAAUAA
Clavispora lusitaniae ATCC 42720 is the source of this 867-nucleotide messenger RNA. The record is from RefSeq and is a predicted model, not a curated record. Lineage: Eukaryota; Fungi; Ascomycota; Pichiomycetes; Serinales; Metschnikowiaceae.